Sardina pilchardus (European sardine) is the source of this 5519-nucleotide messenger RNA. RefSeq lists its product as uncharacterized. The transcript has 28 exons. The record is from RefSeq and is a predicted model, not a curated record. Gene Ontology annotation, biological process: cell surface receptor signaling pathway. Gene Ontology annotation, molecular function: transmembrane signaling receptor activity. Gene Ontology annotation, cellular component: plasma membrane. The coding region runs from base 198 to 4784 and encodes 1528 amino acids. NCBI's taxonomy places the organism in Eukaryota, Metazoa, Chordata, Actinopteri, Clupeiformes, Clupeidae.
ACAGACUUUGAUUGAGACGUUUCGGAAAAUUGAUACGUUGAAGGACCUAUUUCGUCGUGGGACAGGGCAGAGUGAAGUACCGUAGAGAUGCUCCUGUUCUGACAAAUUGGAAGGACUCUAGUGAUGGUGGUGACCAGGACCUCUCAGAGCACUUCAUGAUGAUGGGGGUCUAGAGAGACUCUCCCACUGCUGCUGGGAUGAGUGACACUCAGGAGAGAGAGGAGGCUGCAGGUCCCAGUGAGACACUCAGACCAGAGUCUGCAGCACACGGCUGUGGAACCAUCAAGAAUGAUGAAGACAUGGCUGAACCUGGGUCACCAACACACUCUGGUGGAGGACCAGAUAAACAAAGAUCUCCAUCUGCAGCACCACGCUUGGAGAGAAGGGACUCCAUUGAGGGUCAUCCCGACUUCAGGGGUGAACAACCACCCCCUGAAUCAGAACCAGAUAAACAAAGAUCUCCAUCUCCAGCGUCCAGCUUGCACAGUGAUGACUCCAGGGAUGAUGGUCCUGACUUCAGGGGUGAACCACCACCCUCUGAAGCAGAACCAGAUAAACAAAGAUCUCCAUCUCCGGCGUCCAGCUUGCACAGUGAUGACUCCAGGGAUGAUGGUCCCGACUUCAGGGGUGAACAACCACCCUCUGAAGCAGAACCAGAAAAACAAAGAUCUCCAUCUCCGGCACCCAGCUUGCACAGUGAUGACUCCAGGGAUGAUGGUCCCGACUUCAGGGGUGAACAACCACCCUCUGAAUCAGAACCAGAUAAACAAAGAUCUCCAUCUCCAGCGUCCAGCUUGCACAGUGAUGACUCCAGGGAUGAUGGUCCUGACUUCAGGGGUGAACCACCACCCUCUGAAGCAGAAUUAGAGGAUCCAAGCUGGCCACAGCAGUUCAAGAAUAGGUUAUAUUUUUGGAGUCAUCGAGCCUGCAGUGAAUCACACUCUAAAUCCAUUGUAACUCGUCUGGCAGAGAGCGACAAGACACAAGAAAUUGUUGCUCCAGAACAGAAACCAAAAGUAUCACCAGCAAAAGUCAGUUCACUUCAGUGGAGCAGACCAGGUAUUGCAUGGGUGGUGCCGAUAAUCCUGGGUAUCCUGGUGUCACUCUAUGCCGGAUUUUACCAAUUUCCCCAGCCUGAAGAGCAAGAGAUUCACAUGGAAUUCAGCCUGCAACAGCCUUUUAUACCAGAGCUGGCAGAUACCUCCUCACCACAGUUUAAGAGUUUGGCUGCAGAUGUUUCAACAGUGCUGAACAAAAUGUACUCUGAACAGUUUGGAUCCCAUUUUAUUGGCACACACAUCAAUAGUUUCAGUGUAACUCGUCUGGCAGAGAGCGACAAGACACAAGAAAUUGUUGCUCCAGAACAGAAACCAAAAGUAUCACCAGCAAAAGUCAGUUCACUUCAGUGGAGCAGACCAGGUAUUGCAUGGGUGGUGCCGAUAAUCCUGGGUAUCCUGGUGUCACUCUAUGCCGGAUUUUACCAAUUUCCCCAGCCUGAAGAGCAAGAGAUUCACAUGGAAUUCAGCCUGCAACAGCCUUUUAUACCAGAGCUGGCAGAUACCUCCUCACCACAGUUUAAGAGUUUGGCUGCAGAUGUUUCAACAGUGCUGAACAAAAUGUACUCUGAACAGUUUGGAUCCCAUUUUAUUGGCACACACAUCAAUAGUUUCAGACAAGGAUCGGUUGUUGUGGAUUUUGUCCUGAUAUUCAAAAAGAUUUCGCUGAACACUGACAAUGUGACAUCCAUUCUGAAAGAGGCCGUUGCUGAAAAUCGUUCAGAUGUUUCUGUGCUUCCCAUCAAGCUCAACAGUAUAGUUUAUAAAGAGCUGCCUUUGGCUACACUGACUGUAGAGCCCCAGAGUCCUGUGUUCAUUGGAGAGACGGUCACUCUGAAGUGUGUGAUAGAGUCUCUCAGUGGCUGGACAUAUAAGUGGUAUAAGGGGUCCAGCAGCACACCAGUGUCUGAGGGAAACACCUUCAUCAUCAGAGGAGCUACUGAGUCUCAUAAGGGCCAGUACUGGUGUCAGGGGGAGAGGAGAGACAGACCCAAAUCACAACCAAGCGGGAAAUUAACUCUUGAUGUUAACGAGCUGCCUUUGGCUACACUGACUGUAGAGCCCCAGAGUCCCGUGUUCAUUGGAGAGACGGUCACUCUGAAGUGUGUGAUAGAGUCUCUCAGUGACUGGACAUAUAAGUGGUAUAAGGGGUCCAGCAGCACACCAGUGUCUGAGGGAAACACCUUCACCAUCAGUGGAGCUACUGAGUCUCAUAAGGGCCAGUACUGGUGUCAGGGGGAGAGGAGAGACAGACCCAAAUCACAAAUAAGCGGGAAAUUAACUCUUGAUGUUAAAGAGCGGCCUUUGGCUACACUGACUGUAGAGCCCCAGAGUCCCGUGUUCAUUGGAGAGACGGUCACUCUGAAGUGUGUGAUAGAGUCUCUCAGUGGCUGGACAUAUAAGUGGUAUAAGGGGUCCAGCAGCACACCAGUGUCUGAGGGAAACACCUUCACCAUCAGUGGAGCUACUGAGUCUCAUAAGGGCCAGUACUGGUGUCAGGGGGAGAGGAGAGACAGACCCAAAUCACAACCAAGCGGGAUAUUAACUCUUGAUGUUAACGAGCGGCCUUUGGCUACACUGACUGUAGAGCCCCAGAGUCCUGUGUUCAUUGGAGAGACGGUCACUCUGAAGUGUGUGAUAGAGUCUCUCAGUGGCUGGACAUAUAAGUGGUAUAAGGGGUCCAGCAGCACACCAGUGUCUGAGGGAAACACCUUCAUCAUCAGAGGAGCUACUGAGUCUCAUAAGGGCCAGUACUGGUGUCAGGGGGAGAGGAGAGACAGACCCAAAUCACAACCAAGCGGGAAAUUAACUCUUGAUGUUAACGAGCGGCCUUUGGCUACACUGACUGUAGAGCCCCAGAGUCCUGUGUUCAUUGGAGAGACGGUCACUCUGAAGUGUGUGAUAGAGUCUCUCAGUGGCUGGACAUAUAAGUGGUAUAAGGGGUCCAGCAGCACACCAGUGUCUGAGGGAAACACCUUCAUCAUCAGAGGAGCUACUGAGUCUCAUAAGGGCCAGUACUGGUGUCAGGGGGAGAGGAGAGACAGACCCAAAUCACAACCAAGCGGGAAAUUAACUCUUGAUGUUAACGAGCUGCCUUUGGCUACACUGACUGUAGAGACCCAGAGUCCUGUCUUCAUUGGAGAGACGGUCACUCUGAAGUGUGUGAUAGAGUCUCUCAGUGACUGGACAUAUAAGUGGUAUAAGGGGUCCAGCAGCACACCAGUGUCUGAGGGAAACACCUUCACCAUCAGUGGAGCUACUGAGUCUCAUAAGGGCCAGUACUGGUGUCAAGGGGAGAGGAGAGACAGACCCACAUCAUCACAACCAAGCGGGAUAUUAACUCUUGAUGUUAAAGAGCUGCCUUUGGCUACACUGACUGUAGAGCCCCAGAGUCCUGUGUUCAUUGGAGAGACGGUCACUCUGAAGUGUGUGAUAGAGUCUCUCAGUGGCUGGACAUAUAAGUGGUAUAAGGGGUCCAGCAGCACACCAGUGUCUGAGGGAAACACCUUCACCAUCAGUGGAGCUACUGAGUCUCAUAAGGGCCAGUACUGGUGUCAGGGGGAGAGGAGAGACAGACCCAAAUCACAACCAAGCGGGAAAUUAUCUCUUGAUGUUAAAGAGCGGCCUUUGGCUACACUGACUGUAGAGCCCCAGAGUCCUGUGUUCAUUGGAGAGACGGUCACUCUGAAGUGUGUGAUAGAGUCUCUCAGUGGCUGGACAUAUAAGUGGUAUAAGGGGUCCAGCAGCACACCAGUGUCUGAGGGAAACACCUUCAUCAUCAGAGGAGCUACUGAGUCUCAUAAGGGCCAGUACUGGUGUCAGGGGGAGAGGAGAGACAGACCCACAUCAUCACAACCAAGCGGGAAAUUAACUCUUGAUGUUAAAGAGCUGCCUUUGGCUAUACUGACUGUAGAGCCCCAGAGUCCCGUGUUCAUUGGAGAGACGGUCACUCUGAAGUGUGUGAUAGAGUCUCUCAGUGACUGGACAUAUAAGUGGUAUAAGGAGUCCAGCAGCACACCAGUGUCUGAGGGAAACACCUUCGUCAUCAGUGAAGCUACUGAGUCUCAUAAGGGCCAGUACUGGUGUCAGGGGGAGAGGAGAGACAGACCCACAUCAUCACAACCAAGCAGGAAAACAACUCUUGAUGUCAAAGAUCAAGAUUUUGGAGAACUUGCUGGAGGUGUCGGGGGAGCAGUAGGAGGAGCAGCAGGAGGAGCAUGUGCGGGAGCAGCACUAGGAUCACUUGGUGUUUUGGUUGCAGGCCCCAUGGGAGCAGCUGGAGGAGCAAAACUAGGAGCAUACAUAGGAUGUGUUUUGGGGGGUUUCACUGGUGUAACUAUAGGAGCACGAGAGGGAUACAAACAUGGGGGUGAACGUGGAGGAGCAGCUGGUGGAAGAGAGGGUGGAGCAUGUGUGGGAGGAGCACUAAGAGAGGCUGUGGGAGCAGCUGCUGGAGCAAUACUACGAGCAGAAAUGGGGGGUUUCAUUUCUGUAAUUGCAGGAGCAAAAGAAAGAUACAAACAUGUGGGUGAACUUGAAGGAGCAGCUGGUAGAGAGGCAGGAACAAAGGCAGAUGAGAAAUUGGCUGAAGGAUGGGCUGGCAAAAUGUUUGGAAGAGUAAUUGAUGACAUCAUAGACCUAGGUGGAACGAUUGGAGAAACAGUGGGUGAAUAUAUUGGAAGUGAGACUGAAAAAUGUAUAAAAAAGAUAGUAAGAAAAUGGAAUUAAGGGGCUGCAUGUGCAGGAUAUUUCACAACUCUUCUCUCAUAUUGUUAGCAGUAUUAUUUGCAGAUGCCACUGAACUGAUCUUAUAUUUUUGUAUUUGGAAAGAAAUGUUCAAUCUUUUUUUGUUUUCAGUAAUAGAAAUUGGCUAUUACUAUUGAAGCUAUUUAUUGAACCUAAUGGCCCAUGUGAAUUGGUGAUUUUGUGGGGGCUUUAUCAUGCAGUGAUCAUUACUUCCGCCAAGGAGGUUAUGUUUUCAUCUGGGUUUGUUGUUUUGUUUGUUUGUUUGUUUGUCUGUCUGUUUGUUUGCAAGAUAACUCAAAAAGUUAUGGAUGGAUUUCGCUGAAAUUUUCAAGGAGGGUCUGAAAUGACCCACGGAUUAAGGACCCGUACGAUUACAUUUUGGGAGUGAUCGAGAAAUGGUCUAUGUUAUGACUGUUGACCUCUUAUGAGAGUCUAUCAGAACUCUUGACAUCAAUUUAUAAAUUGUCUAGUAUCUACCCAUGUAAUUUAUGCGCUGAUAUGACCAUGUGGCCUUAUGUAUGUUGGGGCAGACAAAACGCAAACUCGAGCUGAGAAUAGCAGAACAUAAGGCAGCCAUUAGAAACAAUGUUCUCACAUAGUCAAACAGCUCUUGAGAAGAGAAACGCUCUGGAUAAAUGAACUGUCUAUUAUUGAAUGCUAUGGUACGAACAAAUCACAGCUGUUUUCUGUAAAUGUGGGUAUUGACUAUCAGUUUCA